AUGAGAAAAUCGGCGGGUAUUCUCGCGGCGGCUAUUCUCGUCCUCGCGGGGACGCUGCCGUCAAACAGUGCUGUCGACGAGUACGACGAGGGACGCCCCAGCAAGCAAGCCGGCGUCCUUUUCGACUUCCUGUCGCGAGUCCUGGGCGGCGUCGCAUUGGACCUCCUGGACGCCCUCGCCGGUGUUCGUCAGCGGAACAUGGUGGAUGACCCCGAGACCUGGAAUGCGAAGGGUGUCACUGCUAUACUUCUUUUCGCAGCAUUCGGUGCAACGGUGUGUUACGAUAUGUACGGAUGUUAUGAAACCGGGUACCCAUGGUUCGACCCUCCGCGUCGUUGGAUCGAACUCGCACCUAGAACCCCAUCAACAGUUGGACCGAACUUCUUGCUCUACACAAGGAGAAACGAUUUUGAAGCUCAGACAAUUUGGAGUGAUUACAAAGUCGUAUCUCAGAGCAAUUUUCAAGGAUUACUUCCAACGAAGGUCAUAGUUCAUGGCCAGAACGACGCUCCGGACGCUCCAUGGCUUCUGGCCAUGAAGGAUGCCUUUCUUGAUCGAGCGGACGUGAAUGUGAUCAUUGUUGAUUGGCAUCCAUUGUUUAUUCGACAUCAGGCGAGAGCUGAUGCCAGAUUGGCAGGUGUAAUGACUGCCAGCUUUUUGCAAUUCUUGAAGGAUAAUUUCCUAUUAAACAUGGACGACUUGCACAUCAUAGGCCACAGUUUGGGCUCGCAUUUUUCGAGUUACAUUUGCUACGCCCUGAAGGGCGGCGGCCCGGAACCUGUCGUCGGUCGACUCACAGCAUUGGACCCGAGCCACCCGGCGUUUACGGACACUGACCCGGUCGUUCGGGUUGACCCCACCGACGCCAAAUUUGUUGAUGUCAUCCACUCUGAUGUAUAUGAUGGGCUUGAAGGUCUGGGCACAAAUCAAAAUAUGGGCCACGUUGAUUUUUUUCCGAAUGGUGGAGGCACUCCACAGCCAGGCUGCGACAUGGAUAUUUUCCAGGCUUGGAGAGAAGGCAAUGGAAAUCUCAGAGAAGUUCUACGCAAAUAUGUGUACUGCAGUCACUUCCGGGCAGUGGACUUUUUCUUGGAGUCGAUCCAGCAUGAUUCAGUCAUUGGGAGUGGUUGUGAUUUCAGAGCAGUAGCUUGUCAGGACUGGAGAAGUUUCGCAGGUGGUCAGUGUUCGGCCACGUGUCCGCAAGAUGGCACUGCUAGUCAAGCCUGCAUGCGCAUGGGAUACAACUCUGUGUAUGACUAUAACCCUGAUCUUCAUGGCACUGGUGGCUUGAGAUUCUAUCUGAGGUCUGACAAGGAGUAUCCGUUUUGCAGGUACCAAUACUACGUUUCGGUCCGAUUCGGCAGUUUGCUGAAACGCCCAGCAAACCGAGAAGGCCCCAGAACCCAACAGGGAUCGUCUUCUGCUGUUGAACAUACACACCAGGAAAGUUCAAGAGAUGGGAGAUUUUUCCUCGCUAUGACAACCCUGAGGGUCAAAGGCGACGCCUACGUGACCUUUCGGGACUCCUCUGGGGUUUUCAUUGAAAACACUUUCAAACUCAACGGCCCGCCGUUGAAAGUUGAGUACAACACGAGGAUUAAUGGGAUCCUGACGAGCAGAGCGCCGCUAAAAACAACCAACACCGGUGCUUUGGAUGGCGAAAUCCAUUUCAUUUUUGUGCCAAAGUUGGACUUCAACACUGAAAUUCUCGUGCCUGAUAUCACUUUAACGUCUGUGGAAACUUCAGCCAGCUACAAAAUGUGCUCGGACGGGAUGAUUGGAGGACGAAAGUGGAGCGUCAUACCGAUUGUUUUCACUCCCUGUUCCUGAAUUUCUGUCAAGUUUCCUACGUGUGAGAGAAAUGGAAAGCCAUUCGGGGCAAACUAUUGACGUGAUCUCAGAGCUCUCUCAACUGCUGUUAUUUGAUCCGAGGGGAAGAUAUCAGUGUAUACGUGCCCUUUUACUGGAAGAGAAGACUACAGGAAAACUUGCUGACCAACAAAACGAGGACAAUGAACAGUGAUGGCAUUGAAUAUUU
Notodromas monacha is the source of this 2038-nucleotide messenger RNA. The record is from the annotation of a GenBank genome assembly. Lineage: Eukaryota; Metazoa; Arthropoda; Ostracoda; Podocopida; Cyprididae.